Messenger RNA from Cydia fagiglandana, 2079 nucleotides. RefSeq lists its product as uncharacterized. The transcript has 8 exons. Lineage: Eukaryota; Metazoa; Arthropoda; Insecta; Lepidoptera; Tortricidae. The record is from RefSeq and is a predicted model, not a curated record. Bases 286 to 1347 code for a protein of 353 amino acids.
UCACAGUUGUAAGAAAUUUCGCGCGUGAGCCGGUCGUAAAGUGCACCUAAAUAAGAAAUAAUUGUUAACAUUAAAUAAAAUUAUAUUCAUGUGUAGUGUGAGUCAAGUUUUUAAUUUUGAAUUAAAUUAAAAUAUAUAAAGUGGUGGGUCAACUUGAAAGACUUCAUGUGCCUUUUAUGAAAUGGGUUUGUUUACGCUUUAUAGUUGACUGAUGGUAGUUAAUUGUAGUUUUAGUUAGUGUAUGUAGUAGAAAAUUUUUAGUUCGUUGCCAAAACAUUAGCACUGAUGGAGGGAAUUCUCAAAUCCAAACUGUCGCUGUUGCUAGUGGCAGCCUGCUGGGCAGCGGCGGCGGGGCAGCCCAUCGAGUGCGACGGCUACCAGUACAACUGCACGGACGGCUACUACUGCGACCGUGUCGUGUUCAAGUGUCGCAAGUGCAUCAACUGCGCGGAGUUCAACCGGAGGCCGUCGCUAGACCCCAACAAAAAAUGCAUCACCUCCGUCGUUGAUUGCGGAGUUUGCUUUGAAGGGCUGACGGAAGACGUGCAGGGGUUGCAGUGCGUGUCGGCGCCCGUGUCGCCCGCGUACGUGUGGGUGGCCAUCGCGCUGGGCGGCGUGCUGCUGUUCGUGGCCGCCGUCGCCAUCGUGGUCUACGUGCUGCGUAACACGGACACCUUCCGCGUCUUCGCCUCUACCACGUCGCUGCAGCCGAGCUGCGUGAGCGGGCCGCCCGCGUCCGCGCCCGAGCCGCCGCCGCCCUACAACACGCUCUACACGCCCGUGCGCCCCGAGUCGCCCCCCGCCCCGCACCCGCCGCAUCUCACUGACGAAGACGCGUCGCGCCCGUUCAUAAAGCCGCCACCGCCGCCGACGCCGGCGCGCGAGUCGGCCGGCAACCAGGAGGCCAACUUCUACAACAACCCCAGCUACGUGCGCGGCCCGCACCUUCCCUCCAACCAUCAGACGGCGGAGCGCGAGCCCGAGCCGGAUUACCUGCACGACGAGACCACCGCCGAGAGCCCGUGGCGGCCCGGCGACGUCGCCAACAACAACACACACGGCGACAAUUCAGAGUCCGGCAGCAGCAGCGGGUCGUCGACGAGCGCAGGCGCGGGCGCAGCGCCGCUGUCGGCGCAGCUGGCGGCCGCGCGCGGCGCCACGCUGGUGCGCCCGCCCUGCCAGGACGCCACCCCCAGCAAGGUGCCACGCCUGCGACAGGACACGAACAACAAUAGGAACAACCGCGACCGCGACGGCGAGGAGACGCUGCCGCGCUCGGGCGCGGGCGGCGGCGCCACCUUCAACAUCCUCGUCAACGUGCAGCAACUCAACGACGUCAAGCUCUGAGCGCGCACGACCACCCCGGCCCUGGGGGCAACCGCGAAAACUGCAAAUUGCGGGGAUCUUUCUAUUUUACUCUCAUUAAGACGUAAUUAGAGUGACAGAGAAAAAUGCCCGCAAUUGACGAACUUCGAUUUUCGCGGUUAGAGCCCUGGUGCUACUCGUACGCUACAACGAUCCGCGCUUGCUCAAUACCGGUUUGCUCAAGCUGAGAUUUACGAAGCAUUUAACCGCUCAACGAGAUUACCUAGUUAUAUGUGUCCACACGCGCAAUGGCGUCGGUAUUUUUUACCUCAGUUAUGUUUGAGAAAUAACUAUAAGAUCCUGAAGCUGUGCGCUGUGUAGUUGAAUGCGAUAUUUUAAUACCAAAACUUGGAUCAUUUUACUAUUAGGCAAAAAGUAUCGGUAGGAUACGUUGUUUACUGAACGGUAUGCGAUACUAGUAGGUAAAUAGGCGAUCCAAAUACAUUUAUUAUAGAAUAUAGAUUAUACCACAAGUAAACCACGUGUGUAUCUGAUCUGUGUGUUUGUUCCUAGUGAUAAUGUUUACCUAGUUUUAAGAUAAGUCGUAAACACAACUCAAGCACAUUUAAUUUGUUUUAGUUGUGUAUUUGAUCUCGAUGCCAAGGUUAUUUAACUAAUAAAAGAGUAAAAAAAAGUCACAGCUUUGGCCAUAUUUUAGAUUAAUUAUAGCAUAAUGAUAUGAUAUAAUAUACUUAUUUUAUUACAAUAUAGAAA